AUGCCAGCAACAAAAGUUACCAAUUUGACAUUUAGAGCAGGUGUAGCAAAGUACGACGAGGACACUAAAAUAUGUACACCAUUACCUGUACAAGGGCAAAUCUCGAUCAAGAAAGCCGGUGGCGAUGGUGAAGAUGAAGAAGAUGAAGAAGAUGAAAUGUCGCUGUAUGAGCUAAUAUGGAAACCAAUGGAAAAAGUUGUCGGAGAUAAUGUAGAGUAUUGUCAGGAAUUAAAUUUGAUGUUGAUUCCUGAUGAUACACAAUGGGUCUCAGUGAAGUCAUGUAAAAAUGGGAGGGUAUUUGCUUUGGUUUAUUCUUCGAAUCAAAAAUAUUUCUUUUGGUUACAAGAGAAGAAUGCUACUAAUUUGUCAUUGAAUGAAUUAAGUGAGAAAGAUAAGUGCAUUUUCAAGAAUUUGGCUUCCAUCUUAAGUACAGAAGGAGGUGAUGAACAAGAAGAGGUAAAAGAUGAGAAAAAAGAAGACAUAGCCAUGAUUGACGCUUAA
Naumovozyma dairenensis CBS 421 is the source of this 501-nucleotide messenger RNA. RefSeq names its product proteasome regulatory particle lid subunit RPN13 (gene RPN13). Gene Ontology annotation, cellular component: cytoplasm; proteasome regulatory particle, lid subcomplex; nucleus. Gene Ontology annotation, molecular function: ubiquitin binding; endopeptidase activator activity; proteasome binding. The transcript has a single exon. The record is from RefSeq and is a predicted model, not a curated record. NCBI's taxonomy places the organism in Eukaryota, Fungi, Ascomycota, Saccharomycetes, Saccharomycetales, Saccharomycetaceae. Gene Ontology annotation, biological process: ubiquitin-dependent protein catabolic process. The coding region runs from base 1 to 501 and encodes 166 amino acids.